AUGUCGUCAAAAGCUGCCACAAGCGAUUCAGAUCCAGCCGCAACAGCGGGUUACUACAGGCUACAUCAAGGCAAUAGACAGAUAUCCAAACAACCCAUGACGGCACAGUCGUCAGAGAGCUUCACCCAACUUCUGUUCCAAAACGAGCGUAUUCAAGUCUACGACUUUCGACUGCCCCCAGGCGAGAGCGUCACAGUGGUGCAUGAGCUACCGACCAUUCGAUGGCAGGUCGAUGAGGGGCAUCACGGUCUCGUCGUCACACAACCACCACAAGAGGGUGGUCACUCCUCCGACAAAAAGGAAGAAGAUGAGAUUGUGCCUGAUCGAAAAGUAUUUUUUGUUUCCCCAGGCACUCAGUGGACACUGAAAAACAUUGCUGCCUCUACAGCCAAGGAAACAGGGACCUAUCGGCAGAUUUUGUUUGUCCUUCAAAGUGAUGAGCCCAAGUAUUCCGAACAACAAGUGCAGGAUUUACUCAAGGAAGCCAUAUAUACAACAGCCGUUGGAACAGCACUUCUGUUGGAAAAUGAACUCUGCCGUGUAUGGGACUUCUAUCUGGAACCAGGAGAAGGCGGUGGAUCCGAUACUGUGCAUCAUCAUUGCCUUGACUAUGUGUUUAUAAAUGUGGCCCCCUCAAGGUUGUUGG
Messenger RNA from Seminavis robusta, 646 nucleotides. The record is from the annotation of a GenBank genome assembly. Lineage: Eukaryota; Bacillariophyta; Bacillariophyceae; Naviculales; Naviculaceae.